This is a messenger RNA of Dendroctonus ponderosae (mountain pine beetle), 773 nucleotides long. RefSeq lists its product as uncharacterized. Bases 300 to 686 code for a protein of 128 amino acids. The transcript has 3 exons. The record is from RefSeq and is a predicted model, not a curated record. NCBI's taxonomy places the organism in Eukaryota, Metazoa, Arthropoda, Insecta, Coleoptera, Curculionidae.
AAACAAAUUUGGUAUAGACACUGUACACUUUCUAAUGUUAACCAUUACGACGAAUUCUCAUUUAUUUUUAAUACAUUUACUGAUAUCGCUCUGUUAAAAUUAGUACAUGAAGACGUUCAUCACGGCACAUCAUCAAAUUUUCCCACCAGAAGUUGGCGAUAAAUGUGUUUAUUUUUUCCGAUAACUUCUUGAUCCCCGGACCUAUUUUACAGCAAGUUCACAGUGUUUAGCGCACAGUCUAUGCGAAUUGGCAGCCUAUUUACGUAAAUAUUUAAGCACAGGGCUUAAGAGAAACUUAGAUGAAAGUUGGAAAAAGGUUUGCAGCUGAGAUAUUGCUAGGCGUUAAAUUGGAGGUAGCCGCGUUUACAUUUUGUAAAGCUUGUUGCAAAAACAACGAAAAUAUGUCGAUACAGCAAGGAGCUUUUGCUGCGAAGAAAGUUAGAAGCAACAUGGAAAAACGUGAGCGUCAAUACUCAAAUGAUGGAAAGCUAGAGGCGUCUCAUUAUAACAGCAAAUACAUGAACAGCAUUUGGGGCAUGUAUAAUCGCUUCUCGGUGCAUAACUUAAAGAAGGUGAUGGACAGAAACAUUCAGUCUCAGUCAAAUGUCGGACAGGCUGUUAAAGGACUAGCAGCUUCUACUAAUUUGUCUGUAUCUGCAGAAAGACUGUCCUACCAACAUAUGUAAGAUUGUGAUGACUUAUUCUAUACAUUUUUAGUCAGCAGUGAUAUUAAUAUAUUAUAUACAUUUUCCCCAAUAUACACAUAAAUGAGU